UGGUACGCUGCGCCCUGCGGGCGGCAGAUGGACUGGUAAAUAGGUACUUAAGUAAUUUUUAUAAUUUUAUUUUACUAAAAUAAAAACAGGAUGGAAUAACUCCGAUAGCACGUGGUGAACUUGUGGCAGCAAGCUGGGUUUUGAUUUUCCUUUUACUGACUUUACACCUAACUUUCUCAUACAUACUAGUGAGCGUUUCCAUCUUCGCCAUGGAUUCUUUUGGAGAUCGCCAUCUGCCAGAGAUGUCCAUGGAUGCACGCACAACCUUGCACAUCUUGCUGCGUAUGGCAGACGAGCUCAGCACAAUGUCAUUCGUGGAUACACUGGAUUUGGAUACACUGGGAUACGGCCACUUAUCCCCGGAGGGCCUGAAUACCCUGCUCUUACAGGCUGCUGGUCCGGAUGCGCUGGAGUACGAAGAAUUAACGGGAACGGAUGUCAAUCUGGCCGUCCUGGAUACCCUGCUGCUGAACGGUGCGGAUAUUGCCUGCAGAGACAGCGACGGCAAUAGUCCGCUAUACAGGGCGGUAUUGCAUGACCAGCUGCGCGAAGCGGAAUUCCUCUUGGAGAAGGGUGCACCUAUCAACGACGUCUAUGUUAACGCCAACGAUUUAGACGGGGAGACAUGUCUGACGACGGCGGUGCAGCUGGGAAACGCGCAGAUGGUCCGUAUGUUGUUGCGAUGUGGGGCGGACGUGAACGCUAUCGAUGGUCCAGGUUUGGUGUGGUUCUGUGCCUUGCAUCGUGAUCUGGAGAUCUUGACGCUGUUGGUCAGCGCGGGCGCUAAUUUGCUUCAGCCGGAUGCUCUUGGAGAUACGCUGGUGGAUGUAGUUUUUUUGUGUGCGGCACAGUCAGAGCAUGAUGUGGUUGACUUUGUGAACUCUUUUGAACAAAACUAUGAAACAACUGAUUCCUCCGGACAGCUGGCUGCAUUUCAAGAGUACGACAAAUCUGUGCAUAGAGCGAUGAUGCAAGGUCUCGGAGAACGAAUUCACUGCCUAAUUUUCAUCAUGUCAACGGCACAUGUUUUGCCGGAUCCGAUGCAGAUCGAGCUUGCCCUGCAUCUGAAUUCGUUUUACACGGUUGCAUCUCUGUAUUUCUGGUGCCUGACCUCCGGUGCAACAGUGAUCUUUCCAGAAUAUAUUACAGGAAAUUUCCUUAGCGAAACUUUUCGUGCCCCGCAUCCGUAUGCGCUGUGUGGAGCCGAAGUUCUCAUGGAAAUAAUACUGCGCAACGAAGCUUCUCAUGGAAGUUGCCAAUGGGUUCUUGAUUUUUUGGCUGCGAAAUGCCAGUCGCCGUGUGUUCAUACCCCGGUGCAGCGUCUCAAGCAUAUCUGUUUGAUCAGACUGAGGAAAGUGCUUGCGGAUAGCAAAUUCGCUGAUGUAGACUUUUCGUCAUUGGUUCACCAGUUGAAAGUUCCCGAAGCGAUGAAACACAUCAUAAACAUGGACGAUCUGAAACUGAAGAUAGAGCGAAACAGAGAGAUUGUACUGGAUCUUCUUCGCUGAUAUUCUUGACUAACGCCGUUAGCUAUGGUCUAUGGUAGCUUGUUUUAAGUACAUAGUUUUAUUAAGUGUAAAAAUUAUUUUUAUUCUUUACUGUGUUCACUGUUCAGUGUAUGUUUGCUAAAAUCUCACUGUUUAAGUGCUUAUUAUGCUCGCACAGAUCUUACUGUUGCCCGUGUGAUGUUCAAAUCUUCAUAUGUACAGUUUCAAUACGAUAAUCUGGAGUUCUGGACAAAUACCGGUAACCGAAAAUAUGUGCAUAUCAAAAUGGA
Molecule: messenger RNA, 1777 nt
Organism: Paramacrobiotus metropolitanus
Lineage: Eukaryota; Metazoa; Tardigrada; Eutardigrada; Parachela; Macrobiotidae
Exons: 2
Coding region: 210-1508 (432 amino acids)
Molecular function (GO): protein binding
Source: RefSeq, a predicted model, not a curated record